Paramormyrops kingsleyae is the source of this 3549-nucleotide messenger RNA. RefSeq names its product Kruppel like factor 1 (erythroid) (gene klf1). The record is from RefSeq and is a predicted model, not a curated record. NCBI's taxonomy places the organism in Eukaryota, Metazoa, Chordata, Actinopteri, Osteoglossiformes, Mormyridae. Gene Ontology annotation, biological process: regulation of transcription by RNA polymerase II. Gene Ontology annotation, molecular function: RNA polymerase II cis-regulatory region sequence-specific DNA binding; DNA-binding transcription factor activity, RNA polymerase II-specific.
ACGCACACACACACACACACACACACGCGCACACACUUGCUGUAUUAGAUAAUGCCCAAUCAGGCUUUCCAGCUAGUGUCAAUGCUGUUUACUUGCUACAUCAAGUCCCUGCCAAAUAAACCAUGUUUCCCAAAGCCACCUCCACUGAGCUGACAUUCCGUUGAUCAUACAUACGCUCAACCAAACAACAGAUUUGGCUAAAACCACCAAUCGAUAUUUUAUUGGCACUCAAAUGGAAAUCGCACACUAGCAAACCAUGCAGACUCUUAAAGCUGGUUGGACAAUCAAUCCCGGGACACUUCAAAGCUGCCCCUGCUAUACAUGACUUUAUACUUUACAUUAUUGUUAAUGUCACGUCUCUAAAAAUAUUGAUGUCAAACGACGUGGCGUGCUUGAAGUGAAUGAGCAAACUGGCAUAGGGCCCAUGUUCUGAAGAGGUGUGCAGGUCAGAUUGUCGGCCAGAUCAGAUAGGGCAGGAAGUGGAGCAGGACUCUGCAACCACGGAGAAGAUAGAGGAAUCGUUGGCUGACUGCUCCUGCUCGGACAGCAGACGGGUGGCAGCAGAUGAGCACGCACUGUGCAGGAUCAGAAGCUCCUCCCCCCCAGCACGGUCGGGACAUUCGGAAGAACCCGUCUUAAAGUUCACAAUUAAGAGAAAGGGAGGGAAUGGGGGAGACACAUAGAAAUUAAUUCUAAUUCCUGUUCAUAUUUAUUUAAUUAUCAGCUGCUAUCAUCCCUGGGAUUAUUUAUUUAACCAUUGAGGUUUUUAGGGAGACAUCUAUAUUGCAGAUUAUUAAGGUAUUUGAUUGGUUUACACUAAUAGACGCCAUAUAGCCUAAUAGACGCCGUAUAGAUUAAUAGACGCCGUUUACACUAAUAGACGUCGUUGGCAAAACAGCAGGCAGAUGGCUGUAAGUCAGGCAUCCCUUCCUUCCUUCAGUUCAUUCUCAAACUUUUUCAGCUCGUCUGAAGACAUGAAGGAGAAAAAGCCGACCUUUGAGAUCCACAGCAGCCACCAGCACGACUCUGCACAAACCCUCAGUGCAGAGCAACCGGAUGAAGACAAUGGGCCUUGCUGGGACGUGGAGUUCCUGAUGUCUGGCUGGGGUGACUCAUCUCCUGAGUUUAACCCCCCUGUGGAUUACAGCUUCCAGCGGCUCGCGCCCCCAGAACAGGGUGGACCGUAUCAAGCGGGCGAACUAGAGGUAGCAGGUCUGAGGGAACAGAUUGCAGCAGAUAGACACCAUGUAAACAGUGGUGGCUUUAUGGCUGAUCUGCUCUCACCCGCAGAACAGCUCAGUUCUGUUUUGCCAGAGCCCUAUGGCAGAAGAUAUGGGGCCCAAGCACACGGAAAGCCACAGUAUUCAUUGCAAUCCCCUUUGGAUGAAACUCCCUUCUCUAUGGGGACUAAACCAGAUAGAUACAGUGAAACUGGAACCAUCAACCUGUCUAAGGGGAGAUUAAGGGACUUUGGAUUCUGUAACCCCCGUCCUGCCCCCGCCUUGUCCUUCUCUGACUCACAGCUCCUUCAGAUGACGACUAUCGAUGCUGAAACGCCACGGACGCCCCCUCGUCACUACAGCCAUGUCCCAGGCUAUCCCCAGCUGAGAGGGUACUCCAGUCAAAGUAUUCACAGCCACUAUCACACGGCCGGCCUUUUCCCUCCUGCACAAACACUCCUCCAGAGCUGCUCGGGGCCCCCUACAGGCCCGGAGGAGCAGCGCAUCCGAAAGGCAGUCAAGAAGAGAGCAGCUGUACAUAGCUGCAAUUACCCAGGCUGCGAGAAGACUUACACUAAGAGUUCACACCUGAAAGCGCACCUUCGCACUCACACAGGGGAGAAGCCGUACCACUGCACCUGGGAGGGCUGCGGCUGGAAGUUUGCCCGCUCGGACGAGCUGACGCGGCACUACCGCAAGCACACGGGCCAGAAGCCGUACGAGUGCAUACUGUGCCAGCGUGCCUUCUCCCGCUCAGACCACCUGGCACUGCACAUGAAGAGGCAUGUCUGAGGGCACGCGGGCACCGAGUGGGCAGCACGCAUGCAGAAGGAGCAACACUACAGACACACACACAUGUACACACACACACAUAUUCACAAACACACACGCACUCAGGAACCUAACCUCACGCAAACAUACACAGGCAUCUGCACAGCUAUUUUCGUGGGGACUUGACUGACUGCCAUAUUACUGUAAUUAACAGUCUCUAAUAUUCAGCAAGCAAAACUCAAAAACAAAAAAAAAUAUCAAAAGUUUUUGUUUGCACUUAACAUAUGAGGUUCUUUCAGUAUUUCUUGUCAAAACAUGACAUGAUUGACAGAUGUCCCCACAAAGUAGCUAAACAUCUGAAGACACACACACACACACACACACACAAACAAAGGCACCACAAAGACACACACAGGAUGGACUCCAUUCCUCAAAAUUUUUUUUAAACUUUUAGCAGACUUUAUUAUACAAAGCGAUGUACAUUGCUAAUUAUUUGAACCAGCGCAGUAUCCUAACCCACCGACUCACAGAAAGACCCCAGAAGUCAGAUGCUAUACUAUCAAAGCGACCCAAGCUCAUGGUUUACAGCAGCAAUGAGGGGCUUCAAACCCACAUAUACAGAGAAUGGAUUAGCAGUCUAUCACCAUAACCACUUCUUCGUCUUGUUCAUACAACUGCAAUCACACCUAGACAGUGUAAAUACAGUUACAUAUGGACUCAUAAAUCCUGCCUGGACAGGUAUGUCUAACUAUACCGGUCGGCUCCAUCUCACAGGCUGUACCAGACACAGCUCGAUGGGAAAGAGACACGAUUACCUUUUCUGUUCUUCGACUCUUACAUUCCUACUUUUGUGGAUGGUUUGUCAUGAAGAGGCAUUUGAGAGACAUCCCUGCCUGGUUACAAAACUGUUCAAAGCGUGAUUAUGUAAAUUACCCCGAAUGCUUACAGAUGUGUUUCAAUGUAACAUAUCACGCCUUCCGUAACAAGCUGACCUUAUAUAAUUCAGUCAAUUGAAUUCUGUCACCCGACAGAAGGGAUCAGGCCAUUCUGCUUAAGACCCCUGUUAAUGUCAACUGCAGUAGGCUUUGGUUCCUCAGUCACAGCCAGGAACACUGGCAGCUCCAAAAAGGUCGCGGGAGAUACACAACGGCUCCAGGGCUGGAGCUCCUUCUGCAUCUGCACAGUCAUUGUCCUGGCACUUCCUCUCUGGAUUCCAGCACAACAGCCGCAUAAACUGUUCAUCAAAGUCUUUAAUGCCUUAGAAUUCUGACUAAAGCUAAAAAUAUUCAAAAGCUAUUUUUAUCAAAUCUAAUUGCAUUUAUCGUUGCUUAUUCUGUCUAAACUGAUCUGUAUAAUGGCAGCUCAAAUUGCUGCAAUUUAUUCAAAUUAAACACAUGAGAGUGCGCUUUGUGCAAAAUACUAUUUUUAUCAUAUUGUUAGUUUAUUUUGUCCAAAUACUUAAUAACGAUGCUAUUGUAUUUCGUUGUGUGCCUUUGAUGAAGCUGUUCUUUUAAGAAUAAAGAGCCUUUGUCUCUUUGAUGUACACAGUGUAAACUUA